Effrenium voratum is the source of this 1725-nucleotide messenger RNA. The record is from the annotation of a GenBank genome assembly. NCBI's taxonomy places the organism in Eukaryota, Dinophyceae, Suessiales, Symbiodiniaceae.
AAUCGGAUUUGCAACGUGCGGCCAGCCGCCAAUGGCGCACUAAUCGAGACGUGGCGCCAGUCAUGGAGGCCCUCUUUGCCAAAUCAGAGCGGAGGCAGUUCAACGAUGCUGAGUACGUCCUUUCAGUCUCUGGAGACACGGAGUCCCUGAGUGUGGAGGUAGAGCAUGCAGAGGAUGGCCGACGCUGGCGAUCCCGCUUUGCCGCCAACUUCGUGGAAGAGAUUACCCGCCGCACUGGCAAUGCCAAGAAGUUUGACGUUUUCGUGCGGAUGCUGCUGUCCGCAUUGGCUCAGGAGUCAGACUGUGUUUACCUGGAUGUCUUGACGGCUCGAGACUUGGAGAUGCUCCGGCGCCACGCGAAUCCGCAGGGCCCUCCGACGACCAAUCCGACGACGGCACAGUCAGACAAAAGGUACAUGAUCCUCACGUACCGUGCAGAAUUUGACAAGGUGCACUACCCCCUGCCUUUGCCCCUAGACGAGCGGAGUGAAGAGGAUGUCCUUCGUGCCAUGGUCGGGCGGCUGAAAAGCGAGCUGAGCCAAGCGCGCGAGACCAUCGAGCAGGCUCGGGCUCCCCCACCACCACCAGACAACGAGCUGCACACCCUGCAGCGCCAGAAUAGGCAGUUGAGCGACGGCCUGCAAGCCAUGCAGAAGGAGGCGGAGCAGCUGCGAGCGGAGCUCCGGCUGCGGGUGGGCGGCCCAGGACAGCAGAACCAUGUGCGCGACGACGAGGUGCUGCGGCUCCGAAACGAGCUUACGCGCACCAAGGCCGAGGUGAAGAGCCUCAAAGACGAGCUCAAGCAACGCGAGCUGGCCCAGAAGCGUGCACGGGAGAAGGAGGCGGCGGAGCUGCGCGCGGAGCGGCAGAAGGCCGAACGGCUGCAGGCUCAGCUGAAGAAGCUGGAGGAGGAGAAGCGCGGCUUCGGCGCACGCCGCGGCCCGAGCGCGGAGAUGCGCCGCCCGAGCGCGGAGAGGACCCCGCCAAUCCGAUCCCGGCCGGCCUCCCGCACUCCCAGCGCAGAGCGGGCGCGGCCGCCGUCCAGGCCGCCCAGCCGCCCCGCCUCACGGCCGCCACCGAGGCCAUCCAGUAGGGCUUCUUCGGUGGCCUCCUCGCGAGAGCGUACGCCUUCCCCAAGCUCCUUCUUGGCCCGUGGCAGGCAAGCACCCCCUCCGCGACAAGAGCCGCCCAGAAGGGCAGCAUUGAACCGCUCGGGAUCGCCUGGCCGCGAUCGCAGCUGCUCGCCUGGCUCGACCAUGUCGCCGUACAGGCGCCCUGCCAGACCAGGCAGCAACAGCAGGGAGCGCACGCCUUCGCCACAGCGUGGCCCGCCUCAACGCAAGGCGCCGCCCGCGGCGCCGGCGCUGAGCCUACGGGAGCGUGGUGCCAGCACGACGAGCCCGAAGCCGCCAUCCACUCGCUACGGAGGAGUCACAGCGCCGGCCGCACCACAGGCACCAGAGGCUGCACACCAGCCCGGGAGCCUCUUUGGCCUCGCGGCCAACCUGGGGCUCGGCGCAGGCGCUGCGGGCGGCGCGGGCUCUGGCGCAGGCGCCAGCGCGGCCGGGGACGAGGCCUGCGACAUUGACGCGAGGCUGCAGGCGCUUCAGUCAUUCCUCAAGCAGACGAAGAACAUAGCUGCUUGACGUGCUUGCCGGAGAUGCUUGGUGUGAGUUUUUCGCGCGGAGAAGUCAAGCCACUGUUAUGAAAUCUUGCCUGCGCAGG